GAUUCGCCAUUUUGUGCGGGGAAAAGUUAAUGUGCGGUUGUGUGCUUGGUGCCGGAAAUUUCAAUUUUGGACCGUUUUAUUGAUUCCUUUUCAAAUCUAGAAGAUAGAUUUCUUUGCAUAUUAGCUGCUUUGAGAAAUUCCGGGUUAUUCAAGUUUUUAUAACAAGUAACUGAAAAUUAUGGCUUCACAAGAGGUAUCAAUGGAAAAUGGUGAAGAUUUUUCACAAGACGUGUCGGCAGACCAUCAAAACGGAUCAGGCGAUGCGCCAAGAACAGGGGGUAGUGCCGAUAAACCUGGGCGUGAUGAUGAUAGGAAAUUGUUUGUGGGUGGAAUGAGCUGGGAGACUACAGAAAAGGAGCUGCGAGAGUAUUUCGGCAAGUACGGCGAAAUCGAGAGCAUCAACGUGAAAACGGACCCGAACACCGGCCGGUCGCGAGGAUUCGCGUUCAUCGUGUUCGCCAACGCGGACGCCAUCGAUCAGGUCGCCGCUGCCGGCGAUCACGUGCUCAACGGUAAGAAGGUGGACCCGAAGAAGGCGAAGGCCAGGCAGGGGAAGAUAUUCGUCGGGGGUUUGACGGCCGAGCUCACAGACGACGAUAUCAAGUCGUAUUUUGCACAGUUUGGAUCGAUUGCCGAGGUGGAGAUGCCCUUUGACAAGACGAAGAAUCAGAGAAAAGCGUUCUGUUUCAUCACUUUCGAUUCAGAAGCUGUUGUCAAUGAACUUUUAAAAUCUCCCAAACAAACCAUCAAAGAUAAGGAGGUGGACGUGAAGAAGGCCACCCCCAAACCCGACCAGAUGGGCGGCGGCAUGAUGAUGGGCGGCCGAGGCGGCGGCAUGCGCGGCGGUCGCGGCGGCGGCAUGCGUGGCGGCCGAGGAGGUGGCCGAGGCGGGUACGGCGGCUACGGCGGCGGCCAGAGCUGGGACGGCUACGGCCAGGGCUACUACGACGGCGGCUACGGCGGUGGCUACGGCGGCGGCCAGGGCUACGGAGACUAUUAUGGAGGCGGUACGGGCGGCGGGUACGGCGGAUACGGCGGUUACGAUUACUCCGGCUACGGUAGCGCUGGUGGUUACCAAAGCAAACCCAGGGGAGCUGGUGGCAACCAACGUCAGCAGAGGCAUCAGCCGUAUUAAAUGGUUCUAGUUUAGGUUGAUAUAUCAUCAGUUCUUGAUUUCAUCUUGUCAUUCAUCUGAAGUUUUCCAGUCAUACCAUUUUAGACCGAUAAUUGGAAAGUUUGAACAAGGUACAAACAUUUCGUCAUGUUCAAAAUUGAAGUAAUAAAAAAUAUUUUAUUUUUUGAUAAUAGACUAAGAAUUCAAUAUUGAUCUUGUUUCCUGUUCAAGGAGAUUUUCCUCCUUAUUUGUAUUAUGUAUGAAUAAUUUUAAUAAUUAGUGAUUUAGUUAGUAUGUUUGUAUAUGUCGUCUUAGAUUUAUGUAAAAUAUGUAUGAGAGGUAAGAAUUCAUUGAGCCGUAGGCGAAAGCAUGGGGUUUUUAAACUACCUAUCAGGAUUCAGAAAGAAAUAUAUUUAUCUCUCUCUGUU
This is a messenger RNA of Phaedon cochleariae (mustard beetle), 1542 nucleotides long. The record is from the annotation of a GenBank genome assembly. Lineage: Eukaryota; Metazoa; Arthropoda; Insecta; Coleoptera; Chrysomelidae.